Molecule: messenger RNA, 657 nt
Organism: Paramecium primaurelia
Lineage: Eukaryota; Ciliophora; Oligohymenophorea; Peniculida; Parameciidae
Source: the annotation of a GenBank genome assembly
AUGUAUUUGAAUUUAAAUGGAUAUGGCUAUAUAUAAAAGAUGACUCAUGUCAAGUAGCUAUUUUCAAAAAGAAUUAAUUGUUUAGGAUUAUUGUAAAGUGGAUAUAUAAUUGUUAGAGCAAAGGAUGGUUUGAUAACAAAAGUGUCUUUUCAAACAAUAUAAAUUGUAGCAAGUUGUGAAUUACUUGGAGGUGUGAAAUCUAGAUCAUUUACAAAUGAUUAGACUCAUUUUCUCACAGGAUCAAUUCAAAGUAGCAUAUAUUUGUUGGACACUGAGAAAUUAAUACCAGAAUUAAGAAAUACUUGUCAUUAGGAAAGGAUUAAUGAUGUUGCUUUUCUUCAUAGUUAUUCUGAUGUAUUUGCUACUAGUUCUUUAAAUGAUAUCAGAGUUUGGAAUGCUAAGAAUAGGUAGAAUCGCUUAGAAUAUAAGUUCCAAAUGGGAAAAUUCAACCUUUUGCCAUAAUCAGGUACAUUGCUAUCUGUAAUUAAUGAUGCCCAUAUAUAUGGGCGUACAUCAUAAACUUUUACAUCGAAUUGUUAAAGAAUUAUUUCAAGAGAAUCAGAAGAAGAAGUCAGAGUUUGGAAAAUGAAAAUUUCUAAAAUUUUUCUUAUUUUAUAACAAAUUUAAUCUUAGCCAAAUAUUUAUAAAAAUCCCUGA